Osmia bicornis bicornis is the source of this 4611-nucleotide messenger RNA. Its product is annotated as echinoderm microtubule-associated protein-like 2. Gene Ontology annotation, biological process: microtubule cytoskeleton organization. Gene Ontology annotation, cellular component: mitotic spindle. Bases 819 to 3542 code for a protein of 907 amino acids. Gene Ontology annotation, molecular function: microtubule binding. The record is from RefSeq and is a predicted model, not a curated record. Lineage: Eukaryota; Metazoa; Arthropoda; Insecta; Hymenoptera; Megachilidae. The transcript has 19 exons.
CAGUAUCGUUGGGGCGCCCGCUCGAGAGACACACGUGUUACACGCUCUCACGGUCGAACCAUCGCGUCGGCUUUCGCGUCCUUCCAUCAGCCGAGGGAAAACUCGUGGAAAAGCGUAGAUCCGCGAACCGAUCGAACCGACUCUUUCGAAACAGUGUCGCAAACGAAAUCGUCACGGGUUUGUUGGUACGCGAAUUUUUUUCUCCCAUCUUCGAGCUGACACGUCGUUCAAAACGACGACAUCGUGCCAAUUCGGCAAUUUGUUUAUUCUUCACUCUCACCUUGACAGCGGUUCGCGACGUGUGCACGCCUUCUGAAAUCGGAGUGAAUAUUUUUUUUAAAGAAGAUACAGUGAACGUGGGUGGAUCGGUGAAAUUUCAAACAGUUUAAAUUCUGUUUUCGUUAUAUUUUAUUUUUGUUCUCUUCUAAAUGAACAAGCGGUGUUAAGUUCGGACGCGAUGUUUGAACGGCGAUUUAUAGCAAACAAUGCAUCAGAAAAUAUCAAUAAGAUUUCGGCCGAGCCGAAAAAACAUCCUGAGAAAAUUAACACUUUCGAUGAGGAAGUGAAGAAAAUUUAUUGAAGGAUCGUCAGAGAAGAUUAUCGAAAGGAGAAAUUAAUUUCAAGACAAAAGAAUUGAGUGUGCUAAUUAGUGAUCUGUCCAACGGAGCAUUCACGAGCUCCAGUCGUGUUUUGAAGGAAAAGCUAGUUGGUCGAGGAGACAUGAUUCGAGACGGUACAUUGGCUCUGUUUGUGCUCGUUAAUCAGUUCAAUUGAAUAACGUAUUAAUACGUCGGGUUCAUCGCAACGGGUUAAUCACAAUGUCCACGCCGGACACGAUGGACACCAUCGAUGAAGCGGAGCAGGCAUGGCACGAGAUGCUGGAGUGCGAGACCGGAUCCUUAUUGGGUCGAGUGGCCGAUCUCGAGAGGCAAUCCUUGGCGCAGAGGGACGAGAUAGUUUGUCUUCGCGCUACUCUCGCGGAUGCGCUAAGGCGAAUUGCACAGUUGGAAGGACGCGAGAAAAGGGAGGACGAGAGGAACGAGAGGAGAAACGAAAGGAUGGUGUCCUCGCCCCUAAGAAAUGGACAUGCACCGCUUAGAACAGGUAAUCAAAAUUCGGUGCCCCAAAAAGACAUACGUUUACGUCAAACCAGUACUUCGUGCCUGAGGAAUUCUUCUUCCUCAGGAUCUUCUCAGGAUGUACGAGAUUCUCUCUCCAGUCCACGUAGACCAGUCAGUUAUACACAUUCAUCACAACUUCCUCAGAGAAGGUCAGUUCAUUACCAAUCAACGGGUUCGUUACACUCGGACAGUCCCAGUAGUAGUAGUGUUUCCCCGGUGCCAUCGCCAAGUCCUAGAGCCACACCACUGCCAGUAGCCAGAUCACCAACAGCAAGAUCAAACGGACCCCCGAAAAGCAGUUUAAGAAGGGCGAAGCGGUGGUCGUCGACGGGGGAUUUUACUCAUUCCCCUCAAAAUCAAGGAAGCAAUUCACAACUUGUCAGCAGUAGAUUAUCAGCCUCCACCAAGUCUCUGUUCAACCUCUUCAAGCCCCCUGCGACGAACAACGUGAAACAUGGUACCAGAGACAUGCAGCACAACGAGGAGGAAAACACCGUCCGUAUGUACCUGCGGGGACGACCCGUCGUCCUCUACGUUCCGACACCUUUAAUGGAGUCCUACGACCUUCACAAAGUCAGCACACCGCCCCAAAGCAAACUGAAACUCGACUGGGUAUACGGUUACCGAGGCAGGGAUUGUCGAAGUAAUUUACAUCUUCUACCAACUGGAGAAAUUGUAUAUUUCGUCGCAGCAGUGGUGGUCUUGUACAAUAUGGAAGAACACAGCCAAAGACAUUACCUGGGUCAUACCGACGAUAUCAAAUGCAUAGCAAUUCAUCCCAACAAAUUAGUGGUAGCCACUGGACAAGUAUGCGGAACUGAUAGACGAGAUGCGAUGCCACACAUAAGAAUAUGGCAUACAGUCAGCUUGACUACUCUUUCUGUAAUUGGUAACGGGGAAUUCGAUGGAUCGAUUUGCUGUCUCUCGUUUUCGAAAGCAGACGGUGGGAAUUACUUGUGUGCAAUUGAUGAAACGCCAGAUCACAACAUUUCUAUUUGGGACUGGCAAAAGGGAGAGCGAGGUACCAAGGUGAUCGAAACGAAGUGCUCCGUCGAUACGGUGGUAUGCGCUGAGUGGCAUCCUCUGGAACGGACCCACAUUGUAUCCUGUGGAAAGGGACACGUGUCCUUCUGGACUCUCGAUAACGGAGACGUUUUAUACAAACGAAUGGGCAUUUUGGAAAGCAGGGAAAAGCCGAGAUACUUCACUUGCGUGGCUUUCAGUCAAAAUGGCGAUGUCCUUACUGGUGAUAGUAAUGGUAACAUCAUCGUUUGGGGUAGAGGUACAAGUACUGUGUCUAAGAUAGUAAGGAAUAUCCAUGAAGGCUCUAUAUUUUCAAUUUGCGUUCUGAAAGAUGGUUUUAUCGUUACCGGCGGUGGCAAGGAUGGUAAAAUACUGUACUUCGACGAUUCUUUAAAUUCGACGGGAGAAGAAGCACAGAUUGAAGAUCAUUUUGGAGGAAUCCGAACACUAGCAGAAGGCAGAGGCUCACAAUUGUUGAUUGGUACAACAAGAAAUUGCAUUUUGCUCGGUGAUGUAGGAAUCGGAUUCAAUCCAGCCAUGUUGGGACAUGCCGAGGAGGUUUGGGGCCUGGCUGCUCAUCCAACUUUACCACAAUUUGCAACAGCUGGCCAUGAUAGGCUAUUGCAAAUGUGGGAUAGUCUCAGUCACACUGUUGUCUGGAGCAAAGAUAUUGGGGAACAGGCACAGAGUAUUGGAUUUUCACCAGAUGGUAGUGUGAUGGUAGUUGGAUGCACCUCCGGAAAAUGGUUAGCAAUCGACAGUGAAACUCGAGAACUAUAUACUCACCACAGCGAUGGAACAGAAUCCAUUCAGGUCGUUCAGUUUUCACCAGAUGGUACACUAUUAGCACUUGGCUCCAGAGAUAAUUACAUUUAUAUCUACCAAGGAAAUGAAGAUGCAACCAAGUACAGUCGAGUUGGGCGAUGUAUGCCAAAGCGGAUGUGCAGGCGUGGAGGACAUUCCAGUUUUAUAACUCAUCUGGACUGGUCAGUGGAUGGACAAUAUUUACGUAGCAAUAGCGGAGACUACGAGCUACUGUAUUGGAAUCCUGGAGUUUGUCGUCAAAUACCUCAAUCAUCUAUCAUGAGGGACGUAGACUGGGCAACUCAUACUUGCGUUAUAUCCUUCGAAACUAUUGGAAUAUGGCCCGAAGGUGCAGAUGGCACAGACGUGAACAAUUGCACUCGUAGCAACGAUUCGAAAUUGCUGGCAACUGGAGAUGAUUUCGGAAAGGUCAAGCUGUUCUCUUAUCCUGCUUGUCAACCGAAGUCGUUGUGUCAUACGUACGGUGGCCACUCCAGUCACGUUACAAAUGUAUCGUUCCUCCAAGACGACACACGAUUGAUUUCCACCGGUGGAAGCGACACCAGCGUUCUUCAGUGGAUUGUAAAUUACUAACUUUACCUAACCGAGGAUGUGCACAUCAAAUCUUUAAAACUUUUUUCAAUAAAAGUACAAAUUUCAAGAAAAGUCAAAUUUCUCUUAUACCGAUAACAAUCCAGAUUGCCUUCACAGAGUUAACAGACAGGAAGUAAAAAAAUAAAUAAAUGCUUUAGCACAAAAGUAGUGCAAUUACCAAAAGAAACCCUGAAGUUGAAGGAGGUAGUCCAAAAAGUUUAUUUUUUAAGGCGAUAUUCACGAAGGAAAUGCACUAUUACUAUUUUAAAGCUUUGAAAACCGAUGCUUUUUGCAUGAAAAUUAGUACUAUUGACACAUCGAAUCGAUGGCAUUUUUCUCGAUUUACUUUAUCGACUUGAAAUAUCAAGCAGGUCGCUACCGUGACAUAACGAGGUCGUAACUUCAAGUAUUCAGGACAACACACUUGUUUUGUUUUAAGGUUCUGUUUCAAUGUAUUGCAUAAAAUACUGUACAUGGAUUAGCUAGUGAUAGAAACGCGAGUUUGAUUGGUGGUAGCGUAAUAGAUCCACCAUUUCAGCUACAAUUGUAUCGCCGCUCCAGAAGAACAAUGACACAACUGUAAAAUUGCAGAGGAUAUAACCGGAUAAGGUGAUCAAAAAUAUUCUUGAACUAAGUUACACUCAUAAUGCGUCAUUCAAUAGAAUAUCCAAAGAGAACACUGUAUGUACACCAAUUUUCAACCUUUUAUCGUAACUAAGAGAGUAGUAAAGAAGGAAGAAUCGAAAUUCCAGUUUCUGUCCUAUUUUUUGUAAUUAGUAGCAUCCGAAAAUUUUGUAAAAAUUCUGACAUAUUGCAGACGCAAAGAGCAUAGUAUUAAUUAAUUAAGUUAAUUCUAUUUUUCUAACCGAUAAACCAUUUGUGUAAAUGUUAAUACAUUUAAAACUACUUAAUAAAUGUCCUCAUAUUUAUCGUUAUAAAUAUUCGUUUGACCUUAUCAGUUUCACAUGCAAUUCUAACGUGGAAUGAUCCCAAACCCGGAAAUUCAAUUUGUAGAACAUUUACGUCUUAAAAUUAUAAAAAUAAUAAAUCUUAACAGAUGUAUUAAUAA